Molecule: messenger RNA, 327 nt
Organism: Prorocentrum cordatum
Lineage: Eukaryota; Dinophyceae; Prorocentrales; Prorocentraceae
Source: the annotation of a GenBank genome assembly
AUGAGGAACUCCCCAAGUGAGAGGUGGGCGGGCACCCGCUCAGUAAUGAGGCCCCCGAAAGGGCUGUCCAAGGAGGAGUCCUCGCAAAAAGAAGCGGAGAAAGACGGGGAUGGGCUCGCAGGGCAAGGCGAGAACGAUGAGGGAAUAUGGGAGGAGGAUGAGGAGGAUGAGGAAGGGCAGGAGGAAGAGGCGGAGGAGGAGGAAGAAGAGGAGGACAGUCUUGCGGCCCACAGGCGUGCAGCUCCAAGAAUACCUAUCGACCAGUGGCUUGGCUGCGUAGUACAAAAUGAAAGACCGCCCACGCCGAGCGACUUCAGGACGGCCUGA